AGGAGAGUCAGUCAGUCAGGAGGAGGACGGGAGUCCCAGCGGCAGUUUGGGAGAACCAAGGCGGGGGGAAAAGUGCGUCCAAACCGGGAGAAGUCACACGGAGGUGUCCGCCAUGAGUUGGGGAACGGAGCUCUGGGACCAGUUUGAGAAUCUGGACAAACACACUCAGUGGGGGAUUGACUUCCUUGAGCGCUAUGCAAAGUUCGUUAAGGAGAGGCUGGACAUAGAGCAGAACUAUGCCAAGCAGCUACGGAAUCUGGUGAAGAAAUACUGUCCAAAACGUUCAAAAGAUGAAGAGCCAAGGUUCACAUCGUGUCUGUCGUUCUACUCCAUUAUGGGCGAGCUGAACGACUACGCCGGCCAGAGGGAGGUGGUGGCGGAGGAAAUGUCCCACAAGGUUUACAACGAGCUGAUGAGAUACAGCCAGGAGCUGAAAGCCGAGCGGAAACACCACCUACAGGAAGGAAGGAAGGCUCAGCAGUUUUUGGAUCAUUGCUGGAAACAGAUGGACAACAGUAAAAAGAAGUUUGAGAGGGAGUGCAGAGAAGCAGAGAAAGCUCAGAUGACCUACGACCGGCUAGAUAACGACAUCAACGCCACCAAGUCAGAGGUGGAGAAGGCUAAAGCCCAGCUCUACACGCGGACUCACAUGGCGGACGAGAGUAAAAACGAAUAUGCUGCUCAGCUCCAGAACUUCAACGGAGAGCAGUGGAAACACUUUAAUAACUCCAUACCACAAAUCUUUAAGAAUCUCCAAGGCAUGGACGAACGGCGAACGGUAAAACUCGGUGAAACGUAUCGAAGCUUUGCGGAGGCCGAGCGGAGAGUCAUUCCCAUCAUCACCAAAUGUCUGGAUGGGAUGGUUUCUGCUGCCAAGGCCGUCGACGAGCAGCGGGACUCGACUAUCGUGGUGGAGUCGUUUAAAUCCGGCUUCGAACCACCAGGAGACUUUCCGUUUGAGGACUUCAGUCAGAACCUGAGCAGGACGGGUUCGGACGGGACCAUCAGCAACGCACCGAAAGGCGAGAGAGAGCUGGCUCCGGUGCCGCGCUCCGAAGCAAAACACACGAUAAGCAGAGGCAAGAAUAAACUCUGGCUGUUUGGGAAGAAACCGAAGAUUCCAUCUCUGGAGGAUUUCAGCCACUUGCCUCCUGAGCAGAGGAGGAAGCGGCUGCAGCAGAAGAUCGACGAACUGAACCGGGAGCUGCAAAAGGAAACGGAUCAGAGGGACGCCUUGAACAAGAUGAAGGACGUGUAUGAGAAAAACCCACAGAUGGGCGACCCCAACAGCCUGCAGCCCAAAAUCUCUGAGACCAACUGCAACAUCCAGAAGCUGCGAUCAGAAAUCCACAAAAAUGAGACGUGGCUUUCGGAGGUGGAGGGAAAGCAGAGCUCCAGAGGAGACCGACGACACAGCGCAGACAACCACCAUCACACGCCGCACGGCAGGGAGAGCCCUGAGGGCAGCUACAAUGACGACACCAGCCAGGAGCAUCAGACGCCGCAUCACACGCCGCAGCACCGCCCCGCGCAGCCGGCCCAACCCAACCACGACCCGCACGAGUUCGACGACGAGUUCGACGACGACGACCCGCUGCCCGUCAUCGGACACUGCAAGGCGCUCUACUCCUUCCACGGUCAGAAUGAGGGGACACUGACCAUGGCAGAGGAUGAGGUGCUGUACAUCAUCGAAGAGGACAAAGGCGACGGCUGGACGCGGGCGAGGAAGCAGAGCGGCGAGGAAGGCUACGUUCCCACUUCCUACGUAGAAAUCACCAUCGAGAAAAACAGCAAAGGUGCCGUGACGUACAUCUGAGGCGCCGCCACUUCCUGUCUGUCGUUGCCUCCAUGUUUGCCUUUUAGCGUCAGCGUGACGCCGCAGCAUCCAAACGCCGUCCGUCCCCAGGACCGGUGCUGGGAGGGGACAACCAGGACAAACCUGCUGAGCUCAGUAUCAAUCAGAUUAUCUUAGAUAACUUUAUGUAAUAUAUUAGAAACUUUUUUUUUUUUUGAUGAAACAAUCAAACUUCCUGAUUUUAAGCUCUUUUUGUGUUUUUUUGUGCAUUUUUGCACUUUUUUGUUGUCUGUGCCAUCCUGCAGGUUUGUCUUCAUUAAUGCCAUUUUUAUGCACAAGAGUUCAUUUCAUGCAGUUUUUUAAGAAGAAAAAAAUAUUAAGAUGACAUUUUAUGCUUUUCUUCCUGCAAACAAUUCCCACCACAAACUGAGCUGCUUACACCUGCAAAGUUUCAGGAAAAUUUAUUUUAUUUUAUUAGAUUUUCAGAGUUUUGUGCAGCUAAGUUCAACAACAAUUAUAGUUAACAACAUUUAACAUGUUUAGAUACUUUAUCUUUUGUUUAUUAAUAAUUGAACUAAAGGAGUUUUAGGACCAGGUUCAGAAAAAAAGAAUAAAUUCAUAAUAUUAUGAGAAUAAAGUCGUAAUAAUACAAGGAGAAAAAAACCAAAUUAUUUUCUUCUGUGAAAAAUUAUAAAAAAUUAAGAUGAGGAUGUUGAGCAUUUUGUGAAGUUAAACUUUGUCUGGUUUAGAAAUGAGGAAACAUUUCAGCAUCAUAUUAUUCUCAAUUUCAGAAUUUUGAAACAAUUGAGCAGCUUAUAUACUUUUUAAAUCUCAUUAAACAACUUUUUGUUUUUUAAUUUUAUGACAUUUUUCAGUAAAUUUUGUGUCUUUAUUCCCCAAAACAAAAAACAUCUUUUAUUCUGACAAAUACUCCGUUGUAUAUUUGUAGAAAUUCACUAAUCAGAAUUUUGUUGCCAAUUUCUAAAACAUGUUUUUUUGUAAAGGUUUAAGCUAAUUUAACUGAGUCGUGUUUCUUAUUAACAAUUAUAAGAUAAGAAGAUAUUAAAAUAGUUUUUCUCUUUCCUGCUGUAAAAAGUUAGUAAUUAUUAAUAUUAGAAGGUUAUGUCACAAAUUAUUCACUGCAAAGUUCUGUUAAUUUGAAUCCAAUACAAAUUAGUUGAUUUCUUAUUAGCAAUAAGCAGAAUUACUCAGACUGACAUAACAUAACAAUAUUCUAGAAAAUAUAGAUCUUUACUCAAACUUUGAGAUUCCAGAAUAUUUCACUGCAGAAAUGUUUUUAAAAAGUGAAAACAGUUCACGUUGUUCAGCCUUCCUGUUGUCUGCUCAAAGUCCUGCUCUCUCUCACUUUCUAGCAAACAAUGGCAAACAUUUAUUUUCUUAUAAAUGGUACCUUACUGUUUCCUCUGAUUUAAUUUUCAACAAAAUUACACUUUGGUCUCUGUUUCUAAAGCCAACUUUCAGUUUUCUACCUUCAGUAGCAACUUCCACACUGAAGAGUGGUGUCAUCAGCACCAUUUGUUUAUAGAUGGUGUGUUCGCUGACAGGAAAAGUGUUGAAUUUUCUGACCACCAACUGAAAAAUAUCAGAUUCUGAAAUCAUUUUCUGGGGGUGGAAUUUUUUUUUUCAAAUUCCAAAAACUAGAAAAUUUGUGAGAAAAUUUUAGUUAAGUUUUUAUUUACAAACCUGAGACAGAACUUUUAAUGGGGACCAUAAUGGGUAAGAUAUGCAACUUAUGUGUUAAAAAAUUACAAUUUCCCUCAAAUUUAAUAAAUGUAUGCCAUUUUUAUUUUAAAACUAUUAAUGUAGGUUUUUUUUUAUAGAUUCUUAAAGUUUCUUGAUAGAAGUUGAAGCAGAAAUGAAUAUUUCCUUGUUUUCUGCACAGUUCAAUUUGUGCAUAAAAAAUGAACAAACAAGAGGAUUUAACCUGGUGGUUUGGUGGGGAUUCGGUGGCAGGAAGGAAAGCAGCCAUGGCCAUCUUUUAGGAUCUGGUUUCAUGUUCAGUAAGAAGGAUGUUUGUAUGAAGUUUGCAGGAUUAUUUCAGUAAUUCAGUUAAUUCUGCUGUGUUUCUUUUUGGUUCGUUCCAAAUCCAAGCUUUUAUUGUCUGUUUGACAUAAACAAAUUAAAAUAUUUGAAA
Messenger RNA from Xiphophorus maculatus (southern platyfish), 3950 nucleotides. RefSeq names its product formin binding protein 1 like (gene fnbp1l). The record is from RefSeq and is a predicted model, not a curated record. Gene Ontology annotation, biological process: signal transduction. Bases 113 to 1816 code for a protein of 567 amino acids. Gene Ontology annotation, molecular function: protein binding. The transcript has 15 exons. NCBI's taxonomy places the organism in Eukaryota, Metazoa, Chordata, Actinopteri, Cyprinodontiformes, Poeciliidae.